Molecule: messenger RNA, 1032 nt
Organism: Paramecium sonneborni
Lineage: Eukaryota; Ciliophora; Oligohymenophorea; Peniculida; Parameciidae
Source: the annotation of a GenBank genome assembly
AUGAUGUAGCUUUUAAAAUAGAUUAAGGAACUUUUUACUGGUCCAAAUAUAAAGAAUAGCCCUAAUAACCUACUUAAGCUCCAACUGUAAAAGAUCAAUAAGUAGAACCACUAUUAUAACCAUAAAAAAAUCUCAAUAUUUCUUUAUAAAUAAAUAUAAAUAUAUAUGUAAAUAAUACCAUAAGUUGAAUCAGAGCCUAUAUUAACAAAUAUCAAUAUAAGGAUUGAAAAGGAUAGUUUGUAGCAAUAGUUGGAUAUGUUGGAUCAGGAAAAUCUUCUUUUAAUCUAAGCUAUGUUGGGUGAAAUGAUUUACAAAGAUGAUAAACCUAAAAUACAAAUAAAUGGUUCAUUUGCAUAUGUUAGCUAAAAGGCUUGGAUUUCAAAUGCUACAGUAAAAGAAAAUAUACUUUUUGGAUUACCUUUUGAUUAAAAAAAAUAUGAUGAAGCAAUUAAAUUCUCAUGUCUUAAAGAAGAUAUUAAAAUUUUAGUAAAAGGAGAUCAAACUAUGAUUGGAGAGAAGGGAGUAAGUUUGUCAGAUAAAAAGCUAGAGUUUCAUUAGCUAGAGCAAUUUAUAGCAAUUGUGACAGUAGAUGUUCAUGUUGGAAAAUUUAUUAUGUAUGAAUGUUUGAAAGGUUAUUUAAAGGAAAAGACUAGAAUUUUGAUAACUCAUGCUCUGAAUUAUUGCUAAUAUACUGACCAUGUUUAUUUGAUGGAUAGUGGUACAAUUGCUGAAUAAGGAUCAUUUAGUGAUAUUAAAUAACAUGAAUAAUUUAAGAAGGUGUAUUAGAUGUUUUAUAAAGAUGCUAAAAAUGAUGAAGAAUUGUAAGAAUAAACAAAUAAAGUUGAACAAGAAUCUGUUUAAGAAUUACAAUUAGAGAAAAAAUAAUCAUCUCAGACGGAAACUCCAAAAAUUGUAGCAAAUUAAGAUGAAAUUGAUGAACUAAUGUUAUUGGAGGAUAGAAAUAAAGGAUCAAUUUCAUUUGAAAUUUUAGCUACAUAUAUACUGGAGGCUUUUUAUUUGCUGUAUUUUUGA